This is a messenger RNA of Balaenoptera acutorostrata (minke whale), 1681 nucleotides long. RefSeq names its product procollagen C-endopeptidase enhancer (gene PCOLCE). The transcript is spliced from 10 exons. Gene Ontology annotation, molecular function: protein binding. Bases 124 to 1611 code for a protein of 495 amino acids. The record is from RefSeq and is a predicted model, not a curated record. NCBI's taxonomy places the organism in Eukaryota, Metazoa, Chordata, Mammalia, Artiodactyla, Balaenopteridae.
CGCCCACACGCCCAAGGCUGCCUCAUCUGGCACUGAUUAUCCCCGCUGCUGCCGCUGCCGCUGCCGCUGCUACACUCAGCUGCUGCCUCUGUCUUGAGGACCCCAGCGCCUCUCCCUCGGGCCAUGCUGCCUACUACCACAGCCUCCCUCUUGGGGCCCCUCCUCACUGCCUGGGCUCUGCUGCUGCCUUUCACCCAGGGCCAGAGCCCCAACUACACCAGACCUGUGUUCCUGUGCGGAGGGGAUGUGACUGGGGAGUCGGGUUACCUGGCAAGCGAGGGUUUCCCUAACCUCUACCCCGCCAAUAAGGAGUGCGUCUGGACGAUAACGGUCCCUGAGGGCCAGACUGUGUCCCUCUCCUUCCGAGUCUUUGACCUGGAGCUGCACCCCUCCUGCCGUUAUGACGCUCUGGAGGUCUUUGCCGGGCCUGGAACCUCAGGCCAGCGGCUCGGACGCUUCUGCGGGACCUUCCGGCCAGCGCCCUUAGUCGCCCCCGGCAACCAGGUGACCCUGAGGAUGACAUCGGACGAGGGCACGGGAGGACGAGGCUUCCUGCUCUGGUACAGCGGGCGGGCCACCUCAGGCACUGGCCCCCGCCCAGGCGCGAGGCGGAAAUGGGUCACCGACCCGCGGGUGGAAUGGGCGGCCUGGGGUUACUGGGACGAGCACCAAUUUUGCGGGGGGCGGCUGGAGAAGGCCCAGGGAACCCUGACCACGCCCAACUGGCCCGAGUCCGAUUACCCCCCGGGCAUCAGCUGUUCCUGGCACAUCAUCGCGCCCCCGGACCAGGUGAUCUCACUGACCUUCGGGAAGUUUGACCUGGAGCCCGACUCCUACUGCCGUUACGAUUCGGUCAGCGUGUUCAACGGCGCCGUGAGCGACGACGCCAAGCGGCUGGGGAAGUUCUGCGGCGACACAGCCCCGGGUCCCAUCUCCUCCGAAGGGAACGAGCUCCUCGUCCAGUUCGUCUCGGACCUCAGCGUCACGGCCGACGGCUUCUCGGCCUCCUACAGGACCCUGCCGCGGGGCGCCACCUUAGGAGGGCCAGCCCGGAGCCCGGGGGAGGACGCCUGGCCGAGUCCCCCGCUCCUCGGCCCGGGCCCCAAGCCCGGAGCCGGGCCCAAAGUCAAGCCCGAAGUCCCACCUGAGGAGAAACCGAAGGCCGCGCCUAAGGCAGAGGCAACUCCGGUGGGCCCCGAUGCAUCCAGUGUCUCCUGCCCAAAACAGUGCCGGCGGACAGGCACCUUGCAGAGCCACUUCUGUAACAGCGACCUGGUGGUGACGGGAAUGAUGAAGUCCAUGGUUCGGGGCCCAGGGGAGGGCCUCACAGUCACUGUCAAUCUCACUGGUGUUUACAAAACCGGAGGCCUGGACCUGCCCUCUCCCCCCACUGACACCUCCCUGAAGUUUUAUGUGCCCUGCAAGCAGUGCCCCCCCAUGAAGAAAGGAAUCAGUUAUCUGCUGAUGGGCCAGGUGGAAGAAAACAGAGGUCCGAUCCUUCCUCCAGAGAGCUUCGUGGUUCUCUACCGGCCCACCCAGCACCAGAUCCUCACCAACCUCAGCAAGAGGUGCCCCUCCAAGACUGUUCAGGCUGCUGGAUCCCAAGCCUGAGCCCAGGCCAGCCUCCGGACCCUGGCCCUAUGGACCCCUUUCUAAUCCAAAUAAAUGUUUCUAGACUUGA